This is a messenger RNA of Pecten maximus, 1396 nucleotides long. Its product is annotated as emopamil-binding protein-like. Gene Ontology annotation, cellular component: endoplasmic reticulum; membrane. The record is from RefSeq and is a predicted model, not a curated record. Gene Ontology annotation, biological process: sterol metabolic process. Lineage: Eukaryota; Metazoa; Mollusca; Bivalvia; Pectinida; Pectinidae. Gene Ontology annotation, molecular function: cholestenol delta-isomerase activity. The transcript is spliced from 4 exons. Bases 103 to 780 code for a protein of 225 amino acids.
GCCUGUGCGUUUCAAAUCUCAAACAUCACAGUGAACUAGAUCGUUAAAAAAACGGCGGGGCACGAAAAAAUUGUUUACUAAACCAGGACGACUGGCCACACCAUGGGAAACGAAUCUUUUGAGUUACAAUCGCUCCUUUCAAAUGUGACAUUUUUGUCACUAUCAUUUGCUGCCACGUUAGCACUAAUCGGGAUUGUAGCGGGAUUUUUUCUCGGUAAAUCUCGAGGUCAACAAUGGACUCUUACUUGGCUUGUUUACAAUGCCCUAACACAUUUUGUAUUGGAGGGAGCCUUUGUCUGCUUCUCAUUGAGAGGAACUGUCAACAGCACUGACCAUUUCUUAGCAACGAUUUGGAAGGAGUACGCCAUUGCAGACAAGCGUUGGGGUGUGUCCGAUCCUACUAUCGUGUCACUUGAGAUUCUCACUGUGGCACUCGCUGGACCCCUUGCCCUGCUGUUGUGCUACGCUAUUGUGAAGGACAGACCAUAUCGACACUUUGUACAGAUCAUUCUGUGCGUUUGUGAAUUGUAUGGAGGUUGGAUGACAUUUUGUCCAGAAUGGCUAAAGGACAGCCCCAAUCUUCGCACAGACAGCUUCCUGUAUCUGUGGGUCUACCUUGUUUUCUUCAACAUGCUUUGGGUGGUCAUCCCAAUUGCUAUGCUCGUCCAGUCUUAUCUUGAUCUCUACUAUGCAGAGGUACAGAAAACGGUCAUCACGGAAACCACGACAACCAAGCUCGUCACGCAUAAUUAUAAUACAAGGUCCAAGAAAAAAGAUUGAAGAUGGUUGAAAUGAAUCUUUUAGGAGUUCACAAAAUUAUUUUUGUCAACUGUGUAUGGAUUUUGUUUGAUUUUAGAAUUUUGUAAAGAAAGAAUUCCAUUGAGUGUUAAACAAAUUCAGCUGUAAUAUUUAACAGGCAUUAGGCUAGCAUCUUAUAAAAUUAUUGAACGAGUUUGAAAGAUUCUAUAUUGAAUUGGAAUGAAUAAAAGAUUCUGUUUAAAUAUCACAUAGGAAAACAGUAAUUUAAAUUUCGGACUCAGAAAGUACUUUUUUCAUUACCUUGACAAUCAUGUGACAUAAUUUAUUCACAAUGUCACUAAAGUGUUAUUACCCAGGGUAUAUGUAUGUAGACAUUAAUAACAUGGCCAUAUUAAAUAUGUAGAACAGGCUAAUUGCGUGAUAAAUAAAAACAUUUUGUUUUAUUCAACAAUUAAGAUAUGGCGAUUUUGAAAUCCAUUAGCAAUUGUCAAAUAUAAUUUAUUAUUAAAUAUUAUUGACAUGAAUAUAAAGAUUGAAAUAUAAGUUAGCAUCAAAGUGUCUAACUAUACCAUGUAAAGCUGCUUGAGGAAAAUGAUUCGGUAGAACCAGACAACUUAGAGUUUCUUUAAUUCUGUUU